AUGGCUGUUUUAGCAUUUAACUCAACUGGCCAAGCAAUCAAAGGCCUGAAUUACGUAUUAAACCAAAACAUUUCAAAUUAUAUUGAUUCAAUGUCAGGUUUAGAUGACCAAACUAAGGCAGCAAUGAAACAAUACAUACAAUUCAAGCCUAAUGGUGAUCCAUCGAAAGGAUUUAACCCACCAAACAUCAGGACAACCAAAAUGCAACGACCAAAAGUCACAAAUCAGAUGCCAAUUGACAUGGUUGUAUCAUUAUUUGCAUCUAUUCCUAUUGUCAUUGCUUCUUUACCUGAUUUAUCAUUGAUUUUAAAUGAUAAAGAGUCACACAUGAUGACAUUUAUUUAUAUGAUGGGUGCUUCAGAAACAUCAUAUUGGAUUGUUAAUAUUGUUUCAACAUUUUUGAUGUGUUUUAUUCCAUAUUUAGUCAUUGAUUUAUUAUUUGCAUUUUGGCUUUGUAUGGCAGGCACAGAUUUUACUUUGUUGUUUGUUUUGUCAUUGAUAUUUAUCUUGGCUUACACACAAUUCCAGAAUUUCUUUAGUACAUUCUUUAACAAAGCUGCUGGAGCAAGAAUAUUAACUAUUAUAUUUUUGAUUUUGUGCAUGUUCUUUUCGUAUUUGAAUUCAGUUUAUACAUUAACAAGUCCAACAGCUGUUAAACACAUUUUCUCAUUGAUUCCUUUCGUGUCAUGGCAAUUGUCUAUAGCUGUUAUGUAUGAAGAAGUGAGAUUAAAUAGACCUGCAAUACAAUGGAAAGAUGUCAGUUCAGAAAAAUACAAAUAUCCUAUUUAUUAUUCAUUUAUGUGGUUAUCAAUUGAUUUUGUAUUAUGGGGUUUGUUGUUUUUGUUCUUUAAUGCUGUUUUGGAUCGUGGAUUUGGUAAUCAACCAAUUAAACUCAAAAAUCUGUUUAGAAAGAAUCGAAAAGUUUCUUCUGAAAAAACUGAAUUGCAAGAUUUAGAAAAAGAUCAAAUAAUUUUAGCAGAAAAUGUAGUUAAAAGAUAUCCUAAGAGUGAUGUUAAUGCUAUUGAUGAUAUUUCAUUUUCUGUAUCUAAAGGAGAAAUCAUUGUUAUGAUUGGUCCAAAUCGUGCAGGAAAAUCAUCAAUUUUAAAUGUUUUAAGUGGCUCAAUUCCUUUAACACAAGGAAAAGUUCAUUUAGAAGGUAAUGAUAAUACAAAAGUUAAUAAGAAUUUGGGUAUUGUUUUUCAAGAUAAUGUUAUUUAUAGACAUUUAUCUAUUAGAGAACAUUUAGAAAUAUUUGGUCGUAGAAGAGGUUUGGAUAAACAAACAUUACAAGACAGUAUUGAUUUCUUUUGUGAUAAUUUGCAAUUAAAAGAAAUGUUGCCAAACAGAGCAGGGGAUUUAAGUGGUGGCCAGAAGAGGAAACUAUGUAUUGCAAUGUCUUUGUUAGGAAAUCCACCAAUUAUAAUGAUGGAUGA
This is a messenger RNA of Trichomonas vaginalis G3, 1433 nucleotides long. RefSeq names its product ATPase activity, coupled to transmembrane movement of substances. The transcript has a single exon. NCBI's taxonomy places the organism in Eukaryota, Parabasalia, Trichomonadida, Trichomonadidae. Gene Ontology annotation, cellular component: intracellular membrane-bounded organelle; membrane. Gene Ontology annotation, biological process: transmembrane transport; lipid transport. The record is from RefSeq and is a predicted model, not a curated record. The annotation marks the transcript as partial. Gene Ontology annotation, molecular function: ABC-type transporter activity; ATP binding; ATP hydrolysis activity.